Messenger RNA from Anarrhichthys ocellatus (wolf-eel), 10475 nucleotides. RefSeq names its product HIVEP zinc finger 3a (gene hivep3a). NCBI's taxonomy places the organism in Eukaryota, Metazoa, Chordata, Actinopteri, Perciformes, Anarhichadidae. The record is from RefSeq and is a predicted model, not a curated record. Gene Ontology annotation, molecular function: RNA polymerase II cis-regulatory region sequence-specific DNA binding; DNA-binding transcription factor activity, RNA polymerase II-specific. The transcript is spliced from 6 exons. Gene Ontology annotation, biological process: regulation of transcription by RNA polymerase II. The coding region runs from base 2806 to 8229 and encodes 1807 amino acids. Gene Ontology annotation, cellular component: nucleus.
UCUCUCUCUCUCUGUAGUCGGUGAGGAUGCUGAAAGAUAAAUUUAGCCCUCCAGCUCUCCUUCCAUCUGCUGCCACAUGGUUUAGGGCCGUUACCAUAGGAACCACCGCUGGGUGCCCAUUAGUGUGAGAGGAGGAAAUUGAUAAGAUUUUUUAAAAAGCCAUUUAUACAAUAUUCUCUUUCUGCGCGCGGUGUGUGUGUGUGUGAAUAGAUGCAACAUUUCAGUUUUUGGAGUUCACUUGAGGUGAUGUGUUUCAGCACCUGCAGAUUUGCAGCCAACUCUGCAGAUCGUAACUGAAUGCACACACUGCACAUACAUCAGCAAAUGUGUUUCAUAUUAGCCCACACAGAUUUUGGGGAUGUGCACUAAAUGCCAUAUGUAUUUAUACUGUACACAUUUCUCAUAUCACCGCCUAAUGGCCUUAUGGGAAACUUUUUUUCUCUCUCUCCGUGGGAUAGGCUAAUGUUCAUGGAGGACGUUGGCCCAGGUGUGAUUAGUAAUAUUAAUGAUGGCGGCAUUACAUUAAGGUGUUGCGGUUCCAUGAAUCUAGUAUUGUUCGCACUGAGUCACUGGUAUGGCUGACUGGAACACCAUAAAAGGAACAAAGCCACGAAUUGUAUUAGAUUUGUCAGAAUGUCUGCGGAGAAAAUGGUCCGUUGUGUUUUGGAAAAAAUGUCCGACAGUGAUUUAAAAAGCCACUCCACCUCGUUAGCUUUAUAACAUUGUCAGGAGUAUCUUUUAUUCCGCGCUUUCUUGCCAAAACCUUGCCUACAUUACCCACAAUGCAACUCGACUGCCGACAGUGAGGUAAAAGAGUUAAUAGUUCAGCUAAUGUAGCCUCGAGCGUCUAGACUCCACACCCCCAGAUUAUUUUUCAUUCUCAAACUUUUAGUCUUAAUCCCCAACCAAGGCGGACUCGGGUGAUGUCACUUGAGGCAAGGUAUCCGAUUUCGCACAAUUCUUUCUGUAACCUCAAAAUGCUUCAUACAACUAGUUUCACAUAUGCUGAUCGUUUACUUCCUGUGAACAAACUUUGUAUACAAUCAGUGGAGUUCCUCUUUUAGGAGGAGAUGUGUUGGUAUUUGAUGGAUUGUAGCUAUAGAUGGACGUUGGUAUUCUUACUAAAUAUAUAGUAAACGUGUGUGCCUUUUUAAUUAACACUGAGGACGUUACACCCAGACGUGUAAUGAGGAGAGCCUUCCAACAGUUCACCUAGAGAGACUCAUUGAGGCCGGGGUUCAUAUGCACCAUAAGAGGUGCAAAUGAACAGUCUGAAGUUAAAUCUGGAAUAAGUGUGACACGUGCAAGUGUGAAUGAGCAGAUGCGUUGCAUGAUUUUAAAGAGUGUCACUUGGUCUUAGUUGCCAGUUUUGUCCUGUAAGUGCUCAAUCUGAAAUGUUUUUCCCUCUGGUCAUUGUCACCCUCAGGCAGAGUGUGCGGGGGCUCCGAGCGUCUCACGGUCUGAACUCUGAGUCUGACUCUCCUUCAAAAGCUUUUAGUCCGGUUACAUUACCGGUCGGACGUACAUUUAGCACUUGUAGUCUCACUGCAGGAGAUGUUAAGAUGGAUAAAAGGUGAUGUUGGUUUAAUAUUCAUCCAAUACACGCACCCACAAGUUAAACCAAAGACGGUUAUCCACCUGUUACCAGUAAUUUGGAUAUAAUCCAGCAGCUUUGCCGUCUUCCACCAGAACGUGGGUGUAGAAACCAGCUGGUCCGUGCGUGGGAUGCCUUGUUUACUGUGUCAGUAUGCUGGCACAAAGUAACAUUGGGAGUUCUCUUCAGUAUCUCAACUCACACCACCUUGUGUAUGCACUCACAGCUAACAGCCGACCCUUACCUUUUAUUUGGCUUGGCUUUUUUUUCAAGUAUUUAAAAGAUUCAUACACUAUUAGGUAAUGAAGCAGACCUCCAUGUCCUCUAAUGUGGCAGUACUGUACAUGAGCACUGUCUGAUGAUUAUCAUUUUGAAUGAAGUGUGGUUUGAUAAUGGAAGACGCAACAUGUCAAACAUGCAGUAUUCAUUCGAGCAUGCUGAGACACUGUGCCAGGUUCACGUGCCACAGUCCCUUAGUUAAUCCCAGUGCAAUUAAUUAUGCAAAAAAAACUUUAUGCACGGCAACUCCAGUCAGUCUUGAAAGAUUUAGAAAAAAACAAUAUUGCUAAAGCAUCAAAAUAAUAAUAAUAUUCUUCAUUGGGUAUCGUUUUUCCCAUGCAGAAUUUUUACACCGAAAUAUUACAUAAACCAUUCUAAUUUAACAGUAUUCAGCAGCCGUGGGAAAGUGAGAGCUCAAUGUUAUGACACAUACAGUGAUUAUGUAACAUAUAACAUAAAUAUCUAUAUUUGGCCAGCGGGAGGGUCAGAGGGUUGUCUGUGUUUCCAAGUUGAAUUGAAUGCACUGUUUUAUAUAAUGAGUUUGUUUGUCUUCACAGAUCUUCAUGUUGAGAAGAGUGAAGAAUCCUAAAUUCAGUUAACUGAGCAUCCGACUGUGUGGCAGCAGGACUGGCCGAGUGCUUCACGAUGGGCUACUUUAAGUUUGCAUGGCAGAGGACUUCCUCCACAGCACACGACAUAUCACGGCUGCGUUCUCUGAUGCCGCAGUUCUACAUUUGAUGGCAUCAUUCUUCUGUCGAGCCAUAAAGUCCAAGCAAAACAAGUGGGGAUUAUGAAGUCAACCGAAGUGGAUGUAAUUUAAUAGAAUUCACUCACAUUCAACCCAUUCUCCAGUUAAUGAUUCGGCUUGAACUCUGUAGCCUGACACAGGCGGACGCAUCCCACGUGUCUACCUGAGGCUGUCCUUCCAUUUUAUGGAGGCCUCGCAUAGUCGCCUGACGACUGGGGAGCAGUCCGGAGGUCAAGAGCAUUGUCAGCCAGAGUCUCCUCACCGAGGGCCGCAGCCCAAGUCUCCCUCCCAGCCCCGGCGGCAACAGCAAACUGGCUCCCCAAAGCCCCGUGGCACACUGCAGCAACCCAAACAGUCCAGAAGACAGAAUCCUGAGCGUAAACGUCUCAGGCACCAGCGGCAGAGCGUUGACUCCGACGCAGCACUGGAACACAAUCAUGAGGCAACAAAAGCUACCACAGCUUCUAGUUUGUCGCCAGGCUCGCCUUCCUCAGCAGGUGGCCCCACCCAGUCCAAACCCGAAACCCAGGACGGCACCCCGAAACAAAAACGUGAGCGCAAGCCUCAGAGACCGGGCAAAUAUGUCUGCACUUACUGCGGCCGUGCGUGUGCAAAGCCGAGUGUCCUACAGAAACAUAUUCGCUCACAUACAGGGGAAAGACCUUAUCCCUGCGCCCCAUGUGGCUUCUCUUUUAAAACCAAGAGUAACUUGUACAAACACCGCAAAUCGCACACCCACAGGGUGAAGGCAGGUCUGGCACUUGGGGAGAAGAGAACUUUGGAAGAGCAAGUCACCGAGUCAGAAGAUGAAACCAGACAGCUUGUAUCGGCGUCUUCCCUUGCAGAAAGACAAAGCAGUGUAGCCUCAAUCAAGAGUCAUGAAACGGACAGGGCCAAAGAUUGCACCGGAGGAAACGAUGACUCUCUUGCAGUGAAAAAGAGACUGGCCAUGCGUCUGAGUCGAGGAAAACAUGGUCCUCGAGACUUAUCUGAUGAAAAGACUUCCUCUCUAAUUUUAGGGAGUAAAGGCAGUACAGAAUCAGGCUAUUUCUCUCGCUCUGAAAGUACUGAGCAGUCACAGGACAGUCCCCCGAACACAAGUGCCAAAAGCUAUGCAGAGAUCAUCCUCGGCAAAUAUGGGCGUCUCGGACACCUACAAAGGAUGUCCCGGCAACAUAACCAGCAGCCCUCUGGUCAGGAGGACAAAAGCAUCACAUUCACAGUCCCUAAGAAGCAGGUCAUCGAUCAUAUCACCAAGCUCAUCACUAUCAACGAGGCAGUGGUUGACACCAGUAAAAUUGACAGUGUAAAGCCAAGGAGAUUCUCACUCUCCAGGAAGAAUAGUUCAGAGUCACAAAAGAGUUCCUCUGUGAAAGAUUCAUUAAUUCACAGCCCUAAAGCUGGAGAUCUGGGCUAUAAAAACAGUGGCUCCAUCACCAUGGGAGUUCCAUGUGAAAAAUUUCAUCAUCCAUCCCUAAAUGUGGAGCGGCCAGCUGGCCAAACAUCCACUGCCCCUUUGCUGAGAAGUCACUCAAUGCCAUCUGCAGCAAGUUCAUUUGACGCCUCCACUGGUGGCCUCAGCAAGUUCCGCUUAACUCAGUCCUUUGAUGAACGACAGCCCUCUGAAACGCCGGCAUCCCGUCCUUACCGGAUGCUGAGACGUCAGCCGGCUAUUGAAAUCCCGCUCGGUGCUGAACUAACAAAAGAAGGACAAGAGGGUUCUCGUUCACUUUACCCUGACAGCGUCACCACUGUGCCUGACCACAAGCAAAGCCAACCGCAGCCAUAUGAGUGCGAGGCCUGUGGCACUGGAUGCAAAGAUUGGGAGGGUUAUAAGAAACACAAGAAAAGCCUGUGCUUAGCACAACAUCCCAAAAAUGAGGUGGUAAUUAGUCAAACGGGGUGCUCACAGCUAAUUAACCAUGCAGUCAGAGCAGGAACUUCAGCAAUGCGCAAGAGAAGGAAAGAAGAGAGUUUUGAAUUUGAUGAUCCCUCUUCUCCUUCAUUGCCUUCUCCUGCCCUCUUGUCAGGACCGUGUAAAGACGAUGUGUCUUAUGAGGGGCCCAGAAGACCUACACUACAAACCUGUUCAGUAAUUCAACACACUCGUUCAUUUGAAAAACAGGAAUCUUUUUGCAAUGAUAGUCAAGGCACCGAGGUAACAAAAAACUCUCCACCUCAUGAAGAAUAUCAACCAGUGCCUCAGAAACAGCCCCAGCAUUCGACAAAACUAACAGCUCGAAAGCUGGUCCUCCAACACAGCGUGCAGGUCCCGGAAAUACUGGUUACAGAGGAUUCCAACAUGAGCGCAUCCACCUCGAUAGAGCCAACGUCCACGGUAAAACAUUCAGAGAAACCUGAUGAAUUUCAGUGGCCACAGAGAAGCCCCUCUCUGGCCCAGCUCCCCAUUGAAAAGCUUCCUCCAAAGAAGAAGCGCUUACGUCUCGCCGAGGCUGCCCAAUCCUCAGGGGAAUCCAGUUUUGACUCCAUAUCACUUCCUCGCAGCCCUAGUCAGGACAGUAGUGCAUCUUAUGCAUCUAGUCGUUCCACAUCCUUCGAAGAGUCAAAUAGACCAGACAUGGAGAUCGCAGGAUCAGCACCACUGAGGAGAUCGAGAGCUCCUCACAUGUUGACGGUGCCUGGGGUGCAUCAGCACAGAGAGAUGAGGCGCUCGGCAUCAGAGCAGGCGCCUCACGACCCACUACCGAGUGUCCUCAUGGCUGAGACCCGCAGUAAGUCUUUUGACUACAGUUGUCUGUCCCCUGAGCGCUCCGCAGUUGGCUGGAGGGAAAGACGAAAGUGUCUCCUCAUGAGACACACUGCAAUCAGAGAUCCAGAUGAGGAGGAGGAGGAGCAGCAGCAGUGUGCCAUGCCGAGCCGUAGUCCCGAACAUGUCAGCUCCACCACGUCUUCUAAAGCGAGCCCGACUUCUGCGUACUGCAGCAGGUCCCCUACCUCCCCUUCAUCAGGUGACACAGUCUUGCGUAAUCCAGUAAGACUACAAGGCAAAGAGAUCUUCUCUCAGUGGAAACUCAGUCAAAAUAUUCAGUUGACGGGCAGCACAGAACUCGCAUGUAUAGAUCCUGUAAAAGAAGAGGCCUCACACAUCCAUACAGAGCAGCCGCCUCCUCAAGCGCCGCAACCCUAUCCUACACAUGGACCAUCAGGGGCGGCCAGAGCUCACUAUCUCCCCAUGUCUACAGGGCUGAAGCUAGAGAUUCCCUUACUACAUGAUGAUUAUUCAGAGGUUCGAGUAAAUCCCUCCCACAUCCAGCACUCUGUCCCUCACAUCACUUCCAGUCUGGAAGUCCUGAGGCCGGUCCCAUCUCCAGCUGUGGCGGUGCGUCUCCAAACAGACACACUCACCCUAGCGUGUGCCAUAUACACUACAUUCUCUCAGUCCACCACCCCCAGGCCCCAGGAGGCGGUUGAUGCUGUUCCACACGAUAUGGGCAACCCAACAGCUGAAUACAGAAACCAUAGGAACACAAGUCCAGACCCUCAAUUGUGGUCCGACGAUGGCCUCAGGAUAUCAGGCCCAGGGGGCAACAAGCGCAUGCUUUCCCCUUCGAGCAGUAUAGAGCUCCCCCCUGAGUCGCAGCAGCAGCAGAAACGAGUGAAGGAAGAAGAGGAGGGGAAGGCGGGAUGUGUUGACAAGGCAUCAGUGGACACAUGCAAUCAGGAAGUCAAAAGGGAAAAUCAGACAUGUCUACCCAGUGUUUGUUCUCCCAUUGCACAUGUUGGCCCAUCGUACCCCAGUCUGCUGUCCAGCACCUGUAAUAGCUGGUGCUAUUUGAACUACAUUAAACCAAACCCGUCUACUCUGGAUGAACAGAAGCCCUCAGUGUAUUCGUCGUGGUCUACCAGCGGCUAUGACCCCAACCCACCUGGCCUCUCAAGCAAGACAGCUCUCUCUCUCCUGCACUGCAAGCAGAGGCUCAGUCCCUCCAUCUACACUGUAUCCCCCAUGACAGUCAGGACCACUGAGUCAAUGGAGCAAGAGGACAACAGAAGACCAUGCUCCACCGAGGUUUACAACAGCCAGUCGCACUGCAGAGACCACGAGGGAACAACGAAGGGGCCGCUGUCAGCAGAAGACGACGGGUCAGACAGAAAUGAAGAGAGGGAGGCUGAGAAGAAGAACGUGGAGGAGGAAGUACAGUCGUGCUCCAGAAAUAAACAACCUCCCGAAGUCUGGAUCUCUGAGAGAGGAUCAAAUGAGAAGUACGGUUUCGUGCACGGCGGAGGGGGAGGGAAGUGCCAGUGCGAGGACUGUGGAUUCCACCUGAAGAAUACCACGAGUGUGCUGCAAAAGUGCCCCCAUCGCAUCACAGAAUCCCCAGCAUACAACUGCAAACACUGCAACCUUUCUGUCAAAGCCAAAGGAAGCCUCAUUGAACACUUGACAUCUGAGUCCCAUGGAGAAGAAAUCUGUUGUUACCCAGACGGCACAGAUGAAGGAGUCUGUGAAGAACGUCCUCUUCACCCAGAUGAACAAAAAGAUCCUCGGUACUCCGAUCGGGGGAAAAGUCGACAUGAUGAGGAUGACAAUGCCAGGGACAAAGAUGGCCGAAAAGAUGGAGACGACAGGUCCGAGGUGGCUGAAAGCUCUCGCACUGCCUCUUCUGAUGGUGAGAAAUCUCAUCCAGGAGGCCUGCCGAUGGAGCCUGAACCCAGCCGGUCCGUCCCGCUUUCCCCUGAGGGUUCGACCCAGAAGAGCCCGGCCGGCGCCAGGAGGGCCAUGUUCGCCCGCAGACGCCUUGACGCUUCAACAUCGGCGUCCUCCGGAGGCGGCUCCCACUCUCCAAGCGCUCAAUCCACAGAGAUGCCACAGAGGGAGCCGUCUCCACCACGCAGCUCGUCACCCAGACCUCCUCGCCAGACCCCCGCUCCCCCUUCCUCCCCCUCCUCACCCAGUUGUCAUGUCUCCACCUCCGCUCUGAGACCAGUCUCCCCAGUUAGAGGUCUUUCUCCUACAAUAGUCCAGUCCUCUGGGCCUCCAGGCUCCUUCGCUCCAUCUCAAGCUUGUCUUCACCUAAGAGACCGACCGUCUAACGCAAGACUGGCUGUGGAUGAGGUCGGUCUCAGCCACACCACCGCACAUCCCACGCGGCCCCGGGGAGCCCACACCCUGCUGAGUCACCUCCCUCUGCACUCCCAGCAGCCGAGCAGGGCCCCGAGCCUCCUGAUCCCCAUCGGGGGGAUUCACAUGAUCCAGCCCAGGUCCACCCUCCCCCUGUACAGCCUGGUGAGCAGCCCCAUAGCAGCCAUGGCAGGCCCUGCCGGGAGAUCCUGGAAGCUAAGUGACGCUCCGAAGGGGAGGUUUCCUCCAAUGCGGCGCCAAGAUACUCUCAAAGCGACGCCGCCCAGCAGCCGAGCCGGCCCGCCGGACCCCGAGGCGUUGGGGGGAACGUCCGGGAGCGGCCGACCGGACGCUUCAUUGCACAGAAACAGUCGAGGUUGCUUCGGCGUCCAGCGGCCGUCCAGUGCCGGGACAGAGGCGGGGCAUCCGGAGGUCAUCACAGACGCACACGUUACAGAGGUGUGUGUUUACCCCGAGUCCACCCAAGGCCAAAAAAAGGCUCCUUCCUCCCAGACACAACUCUGAUAGGAGGGAGAGUCUGAAGGGACAGUGCAAAAGACUGAGAACCAGAGCCUGUUGCUAAAACACGGCACUGGCUCGGAGACCGAGGACAAAAAGGCAAGAGCACUUCAGCACCGCUUCUGAAUGACGCUGUUAUGUAAUUAUAUGAAUAACAUAUAUAGACACUAUGUUAGAUAUGCAGUAUGUUUUGUAAAUCUUUUUUUACCCUCUUGUUUGAUGUCAUCGGUGUUAAUUUAUUUAUGUGCUAUUAUGCAAAUUCUGUACUAUAUGCAAAAGCAGCUGGAAUGAAAAUAGACAAAGUUUGAAUCAGUUUCCCUAUUAACCCCUUUGACAGCUCUACUAUACUAUUGCUGUGUUAAUGUACUGUAUUACCAAAAUGGAUAUGGAAAGGUACCACAAAUAUUUAUUCACCCCGACCAGUAUUUUGAAGUGCAAUUUUAUGUCGAGAUUGUGGUUUGAAAUGUCAUUCUUAAAAGGCUGUGAUUAUUAUUAUUUUGUCCGUUUUUUGUUGUUGUUGUUGUUGUUUUUGUUCAAAGAAGCAGGGUUAUGAUCACCUCCUUUUCUAAUGUCUUCAGGAAAAGAAGUUUCAGAUGAAGACAUUUGGAGUGCACUGACAAAUAAUUUGAUAUCCAGAGGAAACCUGUUUCGCGUACAUGGUAGCUACGGUACAGUUCUUUUCAUAAAACAGAUACAUGUAUUUUUGUGUUGUUGCUUUUAUAAAUGAUACAAUCACUCUGUCAUGUUCAUGUUUACCAUUAAACUUCUCAUUUUUACAGAUUUAUAUUAAAACUGUGUUCCACGUGUGUUUUUUUUUCAUUAUUCAAUGUGAGCAACACAGAGCUACAGUUGUUGUGCAAAUAACACCAACAACUCUUUUUGGGUUAAACUGACCCUUUAAAGAGCUUUAAAAUAAAAAAGCCUUAUUUUGUUUUCCUGAAAGCUGCAGAUACUGAAUGUGGCACCUCCCUGUGGCUGUGGUAGGAUUGUAAUUGAUGUUGAAAUUCCACCUCUUAGAAUGGAAACACCUUUUCGAAAAAACAAUGUCGUAGCCUGCCUUGAUUUAUUCAACUAUUUAUUUUAAUUGUGUGGCGCUUUACUGUGUCAUUAUUUCCUCUCCUUGUGCUGAUUUGGCCGUGAAGGCAGCUCGCCUUUGUUUCCCAGAGCUGAAGGUGUCACAUGUGACCACUGGGUGGCAGUAGAAAGCAACUUUAGGUUCAUCUGCGCUCACGCUGCCUGUGUGCUGGAAGGGAUGACGUCACACACUGAAGGUAUCAGACCAAUCAUCCAGCAGAUAACAGACGUACAGCAGCAAUAAUCCGAUAGAGGGUACUUUCACAUUUAUAUUUCUAAGGAGAGACACUAUAGGAAAAAACGUUUUUUUCAUGAUCUGGUGAAUUUUGAGAUUCUGGGUUGUUUUGCAUCUUCUUUCAGACUAAUGGAAAGAAAACAUCCAACAUACACAUUAAGGUGUUUAUUACUACUUUGUCUGUUUGUGUCGGCAGAUUUCUCCUAAAUUCUAAAUUCACCAAAAGAUAGAUAUAGCCUCAUUUACAUAUUUAAACAACUUGUAGUACAAAGAAAUAACAUCCUUAAUGUUAACCCUAUCAUGGGUGUCACCUUACAUUCGCUAGGGAAUUUUUUUUAUUAUUCUUUUUUAUCAUUCACUUAUUGUUUUAUGACAACAGCACUCUACAAACAGCUGUCCCUUUGUCGGAUGCCUUCUGGCUCCACAGGAACAACAAGGGCCAAAGACUCCCUUUAAAUUGUGUUUCAUUUACACAAUGAUAUGAUGACAGACAAUUAUUAACUAAACACCGUGACGUGUUUCCAAAGUCAGACUGCCGUGACAAGGUUCACUAGAAGAGGAGAUCCAAUCAAUAUAAUCAUAAUCAAGAUGGGAAACCAAACUGGGCAUCUGUAUCAGCAGGAUGACUUCUGUAUAUCAGAGAGUUUUAUUAACUUUACGUUGCUGCUGUUGUUACAAGUUCACCUUAAUAAAUUAUUCUGAACUCAAGAUUCACUUUUUCCUGAGCUUUUGACCAUAUACCAUGGGCUUCGAUAAGUGGAGGGAACCUGCACCGUUGUCAUCACAACACUGAAAUUACAUAUUUAGGUCACAUGGUGGUCAUAUAUGAAGGGGGUCAUAACCCCUGACACCUGAGCAAGCUCUAUUCAUCCAAGAAGGCCAUGGAAUACAACUGAAAGCUAAUAAGUGGACCUUGACUUUAUUUUAUCACAGAUAUUUUUUU